GGUUCGUCAUUCCGAUGCAAGUGUCGAGACGAUCACGUUGGUCCCACAUGUAAUAUAUGGCGUUCACCGCUGAUAAAUUGUGACGUAGAUGGUCCGUUCACAUGUUUCAAUGGUGGUGUCUGCAAUACCACCGAGAAUAAAUUCAGAUGUGAAUGUCCACCUAAUUUCACAGGUUUAUUCUGCGAAACGGAUGUCGACGAGUGCUCAUCGUCUCCAUGUCGGAAUGGCGGUACAUGUGUAAACCAGAUUGGAACGUUUUAUUGUAUAUGUCCUCGUGGCUACAAGGGUACAACUUGUGGAGAACGUGCUGAAGUCUGCUCCUCAUUGACUUGUUUGAAUGGUGGCUCCUGUAUAGACAGCGUCGACGGAUAUGUAUGCCAAUGUGCUGUAGGUUUCAGUGGACAGCGCUGUCAGGAAGUGGAGUCCAGAUUUGUUUCGAGGAACAACGCUACCAGAAUCGAUGGCUCUCAUGCGUGCGCCGGCUGUGCUUCCAAAGCGGGUAAUGGUCAAUGUGACAAGGAAUGUGAUCGACUGGAGUGCGGAUAUGACGCUGGUGACUGCAAUAAUAGGGAUAGAAAUCCAUUUAAAGCCUGCAUAUAUGCUGGAUAUUGUGCACGAGUGUUUCGAAACGGUUUGUGCGAUGAGAUUUGUAACAUUGAAAAGUGCCUAUUCGAUGGGUUUGACUGCCUUCCGAAGACGCCUAAAUGUCAGAGCAGCUGUGAAGCCAAAAAGCAUAAUGAUAUUUGUGAUGAGGAAUGCAAUCGAGAAGAAUGUGAAUUUGAUGGCGGAGACUGUGAAGUGACCACAAAAAUCCUGUCUGGUGAACUAUCCAUAGUGGUCUUGGCGAAACCUCAGGCGUUCAUUGCCAAUGUUCUGUUCUUCCUACGUUCUUUGAGUACAUCGCUACGAUCCGAUGUGCGCAUCAAACACGAUGAGUAUGGUCCAAUGGUUUUUGCGUGGAAGGAGGGGGAGACCGGUGAACGGCUGAUUUUUGGAAAGCAGAAACUCAAAGAGGCCAUGAACAUGUCAAUUCAUUCGGCAGUUGCGAAAAGGCCAAAAAGUCGUCACAGUUCUUUUGAAGCCACUCUGUUAUUCGUAGUUUCCUGCGUAUCUGUUAUGAUAUUGAUCGCAAUCCUUUUCGUUGUGCAACAGAGAGGCAGCAGAAAGCGAAAAGUUGUGGAAAAUGCUCCAGUUUGGAUACCCCCAACGGAGUUCGAAAAUCAAAAGGCUGAAAAAUAUGCAAAAGAAAAGAAUCGCCAUCGUAUCAUCACUUUUGAAAGUGCAAAACGAAGACGUUUGGAUCCAGCGGAACUAAAGUUGCUAGAGGAGAAACUGACGCCUAACUUGCCAAGAUAUUCCAGAGUGCACGUGCAGGCGAAGCCGAAACGGCUAGAACCUCAGCCUUCUCAGCUUCAUGUUGAAGCUGCAUCAGCCGGGCCUAUCUCUUCUAUAUCGUCUUCUGAAGAGAUCAACCAGAAAGGUCCAUAUGGUCGUACUCCUCUCAUGGUGUUGGUGAGGAACACCAUGAAAACGGAAGAGCAGAUAGUCGAAGAAUUGACCAAGUUACACACAGCCGGAGCCGAUCUGAAUUUGUGCGAUGAUUCUGACGACACCGCCCUACACAUGGCUGUCUCUUCCGGUCGCGUGGCCGUUGUGCGCAAACUUUUACAACUUGGAGCAUCGCCGGUGAUCCGAGACCGUACGAAUUCUACCUGUCUACAUCUUGCUGCUCGUGCUUGCGCUCCAAGUAUGGUUGCACUUCUUCUGGAAAACGAAGAAAUGCGUGAAGAAGUUGAUGCUCUAGACGAUGAAAACAGGACGGCGCUUAUGCUUGUAGCGAUGUAUGAUAUGGUGGACACUAAGAUUGCUCAAAUGCUAUGCGACGCCGGAGCGAAAGUGAAUUAUGAUGGAGACAACAGUUUGACGACAUGGAGAGGAAGAACAGCACUGCAUUUCGCUGCAAAAUACAAUAACUUCCGAAUGGUAGCAUUUCUUUUGGAGAAAAAUGCAAACAAGGACUGUCAAGAUUACGAGUGUUGUACUCCGCUGCAUUUGGCUGCGUCGGAAGAUCAUGUGGAACCUGCGAAGGAGCUUCUAAAAGUCGGAGCCAGUGUGAUGUUGAGGAAUGAUAAGUCUCAAACGCCCUACGAUACGGCUCUUGUUAACAACAGCAAGGAUGUUGCGGCACUGCUCGCUUCCGGUGAUAAUCUCCGUGUUCAAAUUUACUCUAACAACGGAGAAAUAUUCGCUUCUUCUUCUUCACCAGGCUUCAAGUGUGCGAAAGUAUUGAUGGCAAGACAUAUGCGGAACUCUCGUGGUCCUCUCGCCUCACCCAGAUCCACACAGUCGACACCAACACGAUGCACUGUUGCCUCUCCAUACAAUAAUUCUGGAACACCUCAUUCUGUCGCAGCGUUUGGUUCGAAUUACUCGUCACCACAGUACCCGAACCCUAUAAUCAAUGUUGUGGAAGCUUCUCUUCCGUCUCCAAACUGUCAUCAGUCAACACGGUAUACUGUAAAUGCCCAUAAACCUUUGUGUGGGAGCGUUGCGCCUUCAGAUGGCGUUGUUGUAUCAUCUCUUUGCGUCGAAGGACAAGCGUUUUCUACCUCAAGAGAGAAGACAGUGAUUUCCUCUCCAGGAUUCUUUGAUUCUGGGUUUGGAACUAUGACAGACCGCAGUUCUUAUGACCGUAGUGGCCCAUGGUCUAGCAGUGAUGGAUUUUCCAGGUCGAAUGAACGGAUCGAAUCGGCCCAUGAAUGGUUAGCUGACAAUGGUGGAUACAUUGUCUAG
Molecule: messenger RNA, 2793 nt
Organism: Ostertagia ostertagi
Lineage: Eukaryota; Metazoa; Nematoda; Chromadorea; Rhabditida; Trichostrongylidae
Source: the annotation of a GenBank genome assembly